Molecule: messenger RNA, 1939 nt
Organism: Caenorhabditis sp. 36 PRJEB53466
Lineage: Eukaryota; Metazoa; Nematoda; Chromadorea; Rhabditida; Rhabditidae
Source: the annotation of a GenBank genome assembly
AUGAUUCGACGGGUACUUCAAGCAACAACAACAACACCAGUGAAAAUGCUGAGUAGUGCAGCAACUGGUCCGAAUCCUGUCACGGUAAGCAGAUUCUCAUAAAGCACGUCAUUGUCAUCAUCUUUUCAGGCCGUUCAUUCCCAGUUGAUCAAUCGCCCAUUUGUCCUCGACUUCCCGCAAGUGUCCGUUCCGACGUUCGAAUUGAGCCGAAGAGUUGGAAGUAUCUUCGCCCAAUCAUUCUACACUUUGGCCUACGAACGUAAUUUCUCUGUGAAAAGCCUUGUGCACGGAGCAAAUAAAGGAAUCCACAGUAUGGCUCACUUCUUCGCCGACGAGAAUUGGGAUCAAAUGGAAAAUUUGGCUGUCAAGGAUACCGUUGAUGAAAUGAGAAUAGCCAGAGCUGGCAUCUCCGAGAAACUCGAAAAGGCUCUUCGCUUUUCGCCGAAUGACAUUAUCCUCUCUUUUCUUCACUCAACAGUCAUCUCCGGAAAAGACGUACUCAAGUGUAAGCACUCAAAUCGAAUGACACUUUUGAAAUAAGCGAUGUUUUCAGUGAGUAAAAGCCGAAACAUCGGAAUCUACUUCACAGUUGUCUCCUACGUCCGCUUAUCUGAACGUGUGCCAGAGAACGCCUCCAUCACUCAGCUCAAUAAAAAGUAUAAAGGAGAUGUUCUCGUUUGCAACGCAACGUAAUGCGCUUCUAGAAUUCAAGAUAAUUCAAUCAAAUUUACAGAUUCUCGCGUGUUCUGAACCCUCUCGGUGUCUGGAAGGUUACAAGUGCCAACUUUUUCCUCUAAAGUAGAAACGAAUGCGGCUGUAUAUAAAGUAGGUGACACAUAUGAGAGAAAGCACUCCCUUCUGCGUACUAGUUCUGAAUAAAAUGGAUUUUUUGUGCAUGCGAAACGCCGUCUCUCCGAAAUAGCGCGCGAAGCGGGCAGACGGAGAAAACGGCACAUCUUUCGACACUCUCGUCGUCUGACCCUCUCCCUUCGGAGCACUCUCUCUUCGUGUCGCCGCUUCAACUGACGCUCGCCGGCACUGCUCCGCUUCUAGACAGCUUUAUAUCUCUUCCAUUCAAUAAUUCGAUAUUCCCAUUUUUCAGAAUCGAGCAUUUAUGGACAACGAUGACGGAUUUGAUUAUUUGUUCAAAAUUGUGCUUGUUGGCGAUAUGGGAGUCGGAAAAACGUUCGUUUUCGUGGUUCUCGUUCUUUUAUAUUAUCAAUUAUAUUCCAGAUGCGUAGUCCAAAGAUUUCGAAACGGAACAUUCGUCGACCGACAAGGCACCACCAUCGGCGUCGAUUUCACGAUGAAGACUCUCACCGUUGGUCGGUUUUCAUCCUCAUUGUUCUUUUUUUUCAUUGAUCGAUUUUCAGAUGGAAAACGUGUGAAGCUCCAAAUUUGGGACACGGGAGGCCAGGAGAGAUUCCGCACUAUCACACAAUCAUAUUAUCGAUCGGCAAACGGCAUUGUUCUGUGCUACGACAUCACCUGCAAACAAUCAUUCGGAAGCCUCCAAAGGUGGAUCGACGACGUUUCCAAGUUUGCUGCUCCGAAUGUAGUUAAGCUUCUCAUCGGUGAUUACAUCAAAUGUCUUGGAAGUCUCAAACAGAGCAAUAACUUUAGGCACAAAAUGCGACCUGGAAAAUCAGAGAUCCAUAGAAGCAGAAGAAGCGGAGAUGCUCCAAAGAGCAAAUGGUAGGCUUAAUUGGAUUUCAGAACAGUCAAAAAAGGUUUAUUAACAGGCAUGUUUGCAAUGCUCGAAACAAGUGCGAAAGAGAACGUGAACGUUGAAAAUGCGUUCCUCGAAUUGGCCACCAUCCUGAAGCGUCAGUACGACCAGGGAGUGCUCGAGCAGGGGACCAGCGGCACCUUCCAGCUGGGAUCCGGCGGCACCACUGCGCUCGGUUCUCCAUGGCAACGGUGCUGCCAGCUCUCGUGA